Macrosiphum euphorbiae (potato aphid) is the source of this 402-nucleotide messenger RNA. NCBI's taxonomy places the organism in Eukaryota, Metazoa, Arthropoda, Insecta, Hemiptera, Aphididae. The record is from the annotation of a GenBank genome assembly.
AUGAAGAUCUCUCAGGAUCUUGAAAAUACUUUGGUUGAAACAUUACUGAAACAUUACUCAUUUAUAAGUUUCAAUACAUAUUCUCUAAAGGGUGAGAUGGAAUUAUGGAAAACAAAGUGGGAACAGAAAAUUUGCAAAGGGUUACAAAUUCCAAACAAUGUAUUCAAUGCUAUCGAAGAAUGUCCUGAUAUUGUUUUCCCUUUUCCAGUUAGUGUAGCAACUGCAGAACGCAGCUUCUCAACUCUUCGCAGAUUAAAAAGUUGGUUAAGAAGCCGAAUGAAUGAGGAGAGACUGACUGGAUUAGCGCUUUUAAAUAUUCAUAGGAAUGAACCGAUCAAUAUAGACAGCAUUAUUGAUCGUUUUGCUGCUUCCAAUAAACGAGCUUUGGAGUUUGUUAUAUAA